Molecule: messenger RNA, 1167 nt
Organism: Phlebotomus papatasi
Lineage: Eukaryota; Metazoa; Arthropoda; Insecta; Diptera; Psychodidae
Product: homeobox protein Hox-C5-like
Exons: 2
Coding region: 1-1167 (388 amino acids)
Biological process (GO): anterior/posterior pattern specification; negative regulation of transcription by RNA polymerase II
Cellular component (GO): nucleus
Molecular function (GO): DNA-binding transcription factor activity, RNA polymerase II-specific; RNA polymerase II cis-regulatory region sequence-specific DNA binding
Source: RefSeq, a predicted model, not a curated record
AUGGCAACGACUGAACAAUUUUCCGAUUACUACAGCACCUACCCACAGUAUGGGGGCAAUUACUUGGGCAAUCAGUAUGGCUAUAAUCAUGUGCAAUCAACUCAAUAUAGUGCCGAUGGAUGGGGUCAAUUUUACGGGAGUUGCGAUCAACAGAGUGCGGAUUUGACCACGAAUCGUCAUCUCAAUCAUCCUCAAUUUCCAAUCAAUGCAGACACUUUUCCCCCAUCAACUGAAACCUUUGCUAGUCAGAAGGAUAAAGUACCCCAGGAGGAAAACGUUGAAGAUUCAAGUGCCAAUGACUCUCCAACUCUAAGAGCUUUACUCAUGAGACCUCCAUCAAAAAUUAAAUACACCCCUAAUUACUUUUAUUCUACUACCCGGAAUGUUUCUAAUGUUACGUCAUCGAAUACCGGAUAUAGCCAGGGGAAGACUUUUGAAGCAGCUUAUCAGUUUUAUGCACAGAACGUCAAUCCCGGGACCAUUCCAGGACAAAUGUCAUCCCAAACUGCAGGAACACAGAGGAUGGAUAACCCAACCAGUUACCCUUCAGUUAUUCUCUCGCCCAAUCGAACCGAAGACAGUUUGGAUUUGAUGGAUGCCUAUCGAGGAAAAGUGUCAAGUCAUGGAUACGCAAAAGAGGGAUUUGAACCCACAACUCAGUUCCAUGAGAAUGCCAUUAUGACUCCGCAAACCAGCCCAGAGGGAUUUGUGGAAGUGAUCGGAACACCGCCAUUGUCUCCCAAAGAGGCAGGACCUGUCAAUCACGGAGAAAGUGCUCAGUCAUCCCCAAAUAUGAUACCUCCUUAUUCGUGGAUCCAUUCAGACAACAAAAAUAAUCCCAAAAGGACCCGACAAACCUACACAAGGUACCAGACCCUUGAGCUAGAGAAGGAGUUCCACUUCAACAAGUACUUAACCAGAAGGAGAAGGAUUGAGAUUGCUCAUGCUCUCAGUUUGUCAGAGAGACAGAUUAAGAUAUGGUUCCAGAAUCGAAGAAUGAAGGCUAAAAAGGACCAUAGAUCACCGGAUAGUCCCCUACUUCCCAUGGAUGACCCUAUGACUUCUGCCCAUUUUACGCAUCUCCUCAAUACUUCCUACAACUUCUGCCCUGAUCCCAAUCAGGCAGCUCCAACCAAUCCCCAACCCAAUCUACAUUUCCCAUCGUGA